Triticum turgidum subsp. durum (durum wheat) is the source of this 3231-nucleotide messenger RNA. Lineage: Eukaryota; Viridiplantae; Streptophyta; Magnoliopsida; Poales; Poaceae. The record is from the annotation of a GenBank genome assembly.
AUGGCGUCGCCGCCGCCGCCGGAGGUCGCCGUGCCGGUUGACGAGGAGGACCGGGAGGCGGAGGGAGAGGAUAUCUGCGCGUUCGAUAUACCCGGCAAGAACGCCCCGCGCGAUCGCCUGCGGCGGUGGAGGCAAAUUGCUCUUGUGCUCAACGCUUCACGCCGUUUUAGAUAUACUCUAGAUCUCGCGAGGGAUGAAGAGAGAGAAAACUUGAGAAGAGUUAUACGAGCUCAUGCACAAGUUAUACGGGCAGUAUUCCUUUUCAAAAAGGCUGGUCAAAAGGUGCUGCAAGAAUCUUACAAUGGUGCAAAAUUUGAGUCACUCUCUCAGACAUUUCCAAUUGAUCUGGAAAAGCUUGUAAUGUUGAACAGAGACCAUGAUGCAAUUAUGCUUCAGGAGGUUGGAGGGGUCAGUGGGCUUUCAGAUUUACUAAAGAGUAAUUUAGACAGAGGAGUUAGCUCAAAUGAGGACGAGCUGUUGCAGAGAAGAGACAUUUUCGGGGCAAACACCUAUCCGCGCAAGAAAAGAAAAAGCAUAUGGCGCUUUGUAUUUGAAGCUUGUCAGGAUUUAACUCUUGUGAUUCUGAUGGUAGCUGCUGCUAUAUCAUUAUCAUUGGGCAUGGCAACAGAGGGUGUAAAAGAUGGAUGGUAUGAUGGUGGAAGCAUAUUCUUUGCUGUUUUUCUUGUGAUAUUUGUUACAGCAACCAGUGAUUAUAGACAAUCUCUUCAGUUUCAACAUCUGAACGAGGAGAAACAAAAUAUACAGGUUGAGGUUAUCAGAGGUGGUAAGAGAGUAGGAGCUUCAAUAUUUGACCUUGUGGUUGGCGAUGUUGUUCCCCUCAAAAUUGGUGAUCAAGUCCCUGCAGAUGGUGUCCUGAUAUCUGGUCAUUCUCUUGCAAUAGAUGAAUCAAGUAUGACGGGAGAGUCCAAAAUUGUUCAUAAGGACCAGAAUGCACCUAUGUUGAUGUCCGGUUGCAAGGUCGCAGAUGGCUAUGGCUCUAUGUUGGUAACAGGUGUGGGUACUAAUACUGAAUGGGGUAUGUUGAUGGCCAACCUUUCAGAAGAUAUUGGUGAAGAAACCCCGUUGCAGGUGCGCUUGAAUGGUGUCGCUACUUUAAUUGGUAUCGUGGGUUUAUCGGUUGCUGGUGUUGUCCUUGUCGUACUUUGGAUAAGAUAUUUUACCGGGCAUAGCAAUAAUCCAGAUGGAACUACUGCAUUUGUGGCUGGGACUACUGGUGCAAAACAGGGAUUUAUGGGGGCAAUCAGUAUUUUUACAAUUGCCGUAACUAUUGUGGUUGUUGCUGUGCCUGAAGGACUCCCUUUAGCAGUAACAUUGACCCUUGCAUAUUCAAUGCGAAAGAUGAUGCGAGACAAGGCUCUGGUGAGACGACUUUCAUCUUGUGAAACAAUGGGGUCAGCGACCACGAUUUGCAGUGACAAGACUGGAACUCUUACCUUGAAUAAGAUGACAGUUGUGGAAGCAUAUUUGAGUGGGACGAAGUUGAAUCCUUGUCAUAAUACUGGGAUGAUUUCUAGCAGUGUGGCAUCUCUACUUGUUGAAGGAAUUGCACAAAACACAGCAGGUGCCGUGUUUUCACCAGAGGAUGGAGGAGCUGCUGAAGUUGCUGGCUCACCAACUGAAAAAGCAAUUCUUUCUUGGGGUCUUAAGAUUGGGAUGAAUUUCAACGAUGUGAGGUCAAAAUCUUCAGUUCUCCGUGUUCUCCCAUUUAACUCAGUGAAGAAAUGUGGUGGCGUUGCAGUGCAGGUGUCAGAUGCUUAUGUGCACAUCCACUGGAAAGGUGCUGCUGAGCUAGUAUUAGCAUCUUGCAAAAGCUGGCUUUCUAUUGAUGGUUCAGUUCAUCCAAUGAGUUUUGACAAGUAUAACGAAGUGAAGAGAUCCAUUGACGAUAUGGCAAUGAGUUCACUGCGCUGUAUUGCUUUUGCAUAUUGCACCUGCGAGCUCACAAUGGUUCCUAGAGAGGAUCUCGAUAAGUGGCAGUUGCCUGAGGAUAAUCUGACUCUUCUUGGAAUGGUCGGGAUAAAGGAUCCUUGUCGCCCAGGAGUAAGGGAUGCUGUACAAUUAUGCAGUGCUGCUGGUGUGAAGGUACGGAUGGUCACAGGAGAUAAUGUUGAAACAGCUAAGGCCAUUGCUUUCGAAUGUGGAAUACUAAAUUCAAAAGAUGUUGCUUCAAAGACAAUAAUAAUAGAGGGGAAGGUGUUCCGUGAAAUGUCUGAAACUGCACGAGAAGAAGUUGCUGUCAAGAUUACAGUAAUGGGACGGUCUUCUCCAAACGACAAGCUUUUGCUUGUACAAGCUUUGAAAAGAAAAGGCCAUGUAGUAGCUGUAACCGGUGAUGGCACCAACGACGCCCCAGCAUUGCAUGAGGCUGAUAUCGGUCUUUCAAUGGGCAUCUCGGGAACAGAAGUUGCUAAAGAAAGCUCGGACAUCAUAAUCUUGGAUGAUGACUUCACAUCCGUUGUCAAGGUUGUUCGUUGGGGGCGGUCUGUCUAUGCAAAUAUUCAGAAAUUCAUCCAGUUCCAGCUGACUGUUAAUGUCGCUGCCCUGGUAAUAAAUGUGGUAGCUGCUGUGUCCUCUGGUGCUGUUCCUCUGAAUGCAGUUGAGCUUCUUUGGGUGAACCUGAUCAUGGACACACUGGGAGCCCUUGCAUUAGCAACUGAACCACCAACAGACAACCUAAUGAAGAGACAUCCUGUUGGCAGAAGGGAACCUCUUGUUACAAAUAUCAUGUGGAGAAACCUGUUUAUCCAGGCUCUUUACCAGAUAGCAGUUCUUCUCGUCUUCAAUUUUGAUGGCAAAAGGAUUUUCCAGUUGCGUAAUGAAAGUCGAGAGCACGCUGACAAAAUUACGAACACCUUUGUCUUCAAUGCAUUUGUCUUUUGCCAAAUCUUCAAUGAGUUCAAUGCUCGCAAGCCUGAGGAGAAGAAUGUCUUGAGAGGAGUCACGAGCAACCGCCUUUUCAUGGGUAUAGUGGGUAUAACUACCAUUCUUCAGAUCUUGAUAAUUGAAUUUCUCGGAAAGUUCUUUGGGACUGUUAGGCUCGUUUGGAAGCUAUGGCUGCUAUCAGUUGCCAUUGGUGCAGUAAGCUGGCCUCUCGCGUAUGUUGGCAAGUCCAUUCCUGUUCCUGCCAGACCUUUCCAGGAUUACUUGAAGCAUUGUUGUGCCUGGAGAAGGCCACGCCGCCGCGAUGAAGAGCAGGGCGGCAAGAGCUGA